AUGGCGUCCUCGCAAAACACAACAAGUGACACGAAUCAUGGCACCAACCACAGCGUCACCGACGAGCCGUCGACCGCCAGCCUGCAACGAGAGAACCCAGAAGCCAGCGACAAUGAUUUGAUCAAUCUUCGGCUUGCAGCAUUUCUGAACGAAUCCAUGGAACACGGAAACCGUAACGUCAUGUUACCGGAUCAGACUGCGGAUCCAUCAGUCACGAUCAAGAAGGCCGAGGCUUCCAUGGCCAAGAAGCUUCAAGCUAUACUCGGCUGCUGCAACAUUCAAUGA
This is a messenger RNA of Pestalotiopsis fici W106-1, 285 nucleotides long. RefSeq lists its product as uncharacterized. The record is from RefSeq and is a predicted model, not a curated record. The transcript is spliced from 2 exons. The coding region runs from base 1 to 285 and encodes 94 amino acids. NCBI's taxonomy places the organism in Eukaryota, Fungi, Ascomycota, Sordariomycetes, Amphisphaeriales, Sporocadaceae.